Rhinichthys klamathensis goyatoka is the source of this 1202-nucleotide messenger RNA. RefSeq names its product peroxisomal trans-2-enoyl-CoA reductase (gene pecr). The coding region runs from base 40 to 939 and encodes 299 amino acids. The transcript is spliced from 8 exons. Lineage: Eukaryota; Metazoa; Chordata; Actinopteri; Cypriniformes; Leuciscidae. The record is from RefSeq and is a predicted model, not a curated record. Gene Ontology annotation, molecular function: trans-2-enoyl-CoA reductase (NADPH) activity. Gene Ontology annotation, biological process: phytol metabolic process. Gene Ontology annotation, cellular component: peroxisome.
AUUUUGCUUCACAGUCCGUCUCGUGACGUCACAGAAAUCAUGGCUUUGUCCAGUGUUUUUAAAGCAGGUCUUUUCAAUCACAAAGUUGCAAUCGUGACGGGAGGUGGGACUGGGAUAGGAAAAUCUAUUACUUCUGAGCUCUUACAGUUAGGAUGCAAUGUGGUCAUAUCAUCCAGAAAGCUUGAGCGUCUGGAGUCAGCAGCUGAAGAGCUGGCACAGAAGAUCCCCCCAUCCAGUCCGGCUAAAGUGACCCCUGUGCAGUGCAACAUCCGGAAUGAAGAAGAGGUGAAGAACCUGAUGGCCUCCACCCUGAAGCUCCAUGGGAGGAUCGACUUUUUAGUGAAUAAUGGAGGUGGACAGUUUUCCAGCCCUGUGAACAUGAUGAGUGCAAAAGGCUGGAAUGCUGUGAUUGACACCAACCUCAACGGAACGUUCUUAUGCUGCAAAGAAGCAUACAAUGCAUGGAUGAAAGAUAAUGGAGGUGUGAUUGUGAACAUCAUUGCGGACAUGUGGAAGGGUUUUCCUGGAAUGGCGCACACAGGAGCGGCCCGAGCUGCAGUGGACAACCUGACCAAGAGCCUGGCCAUUGAGUGGGCUGACAGUGGCAUCCGGGUCAACUCUGUGGCGCCGGGAACUAUCAUAUCAAAAACCGCAAUGGAAAACUACAAAGAAUAUGGUCCUACUUUGUUUAAGAUGUCAGUGCCAUUAAGUCCCGCUAAAAGACUUGGUGUUCCUGAGGAGAUAUCACCAGCUGUAUGUUUCUUGCUGUCUCCGGCUGCCAGCUACAUUACUGGAGCAACCCUGAAGGUCGAUGCAGGACAGAGCCUAUACCACUCUGUGUGGGAAAUCCCAGACCACAGUGCCUGGCCUCCAGCCCCAGAUGGAGAAAAUACAGACACACUGAUAGAAAUCAUGAAAAUGACCAAAUCCAAGCUGUGAAUCAUAACAAAACAAGUCUAGACUGUCAAACAGCUGCUCUUCAUCACAGCGUGGGUGGAGCACAAGUGUUUUUUUUCUUUGCUAGGAAUUGUAACGCGUCUCGACUGUGGCUUUUGAGUGAUGCUCACUGAAUUUUAGCAUUAUCAUUGCAUAAUUAACCUCUAAUAGUUCUUGAUUAUGUGCUUAAUCAAUGUAAAUAUGUGUAAUAAUAUGAUAUUGUGAAUAUAACAUUUGUAAUUGUGAGAUUUCUAAAAAAGAACAUG